ACUCCCUCAUCCUCCCCUCGCACAUCCCGUCCACCCCGCCUCACCCGCACUCGCCCACCAUGGCAGGGCCCAACGUCGAGCUCUUCAAGUUCGGCCUCUACCUCUUCUUCCCCUUGGCCAUCAUGAUCCACGUCGGCGAUCCGGACUGGUAUGAGCGCCACGUCAGGCCCAUCCGCGAUUCCUUCUGGCCCUCACCCGACACUCUCUACGUGCCUCCGCGUGAUCAAGCCAGCAUCAAGAGCGAGCUUGAGCGUCUGCGUGCCGAGCGCCGCGCAAAGGCCGCACAGGCCAUCGCCGAGGCCAAGCGCGAGCCUCGAUCCAGCUCCAGCUCCUCCUCUCCCUCCUCUUUCUCCUCCUCCUCCUCUUCCACCACCGCGCCCUCGCCUGCGCAGCCUGCUCGCACCACCGCACCAGCACAUGCGUCAGCAACAGGGGCGUCCGACUCUCUGCUGCGCCUGGGCCCACUGAUCCGGGAGGCCUCGCUGCGCAACGGCCUGACCCCGCCGGCGGGUCUGGCUGCCGAACGGGAGAGCGAGACGCAGAGACGCGCCAGAAGGGAAGCGUGGGCGGCGCAGAGUCGGGGGCGGGCCGUGUAGCCAGAUG
Molecule: messenger RNA, 603 nt
Organism: Tilletiopsis washingtonensis
Lineage: Eukaryota; Fungi; Basidiomycota; Exobasidiomycetes; Entylomatales
Exons: 3
Coding region: 60-596 (178 amino acids)
Biological process (GO): mitochondrial respiratory chain complex IV assembly
Cellular component (GO): mitochondrion; mitochondrial inner membrane
Source: RefSeq, a predicted model, not a curated record